Zootoca vivipara (common lizard) is the source of this 1399-nucleotide messenger RNA. RefSeq names its product interleukin-9 receptor. The record is from RefSeq and is a predicted model, not a curated record. NCBI's taxonomy places the organism in Eukaryota, Metazoa, Chordata, Lepidosauria, Squamata, Lacertidae. Gene Ontology annotation, cellular component: membrane; external side of plasma membrane. Gene Ontology annotation, molecular function: protein binding; cytokine receptor activity. Gene Ontology annotation, biological process: cytokine-mediated signaling pathway; immunoglobulin mediated immune response.
GAAAUGGACUCAUAGUCUUUGCGAUGUAUGAGCCCAGGCUGCACAUCAAAUGUGAGCCACCGUUUGACCUGCAGAGCAACAUGAGUUCCAGCAAGUGUUGGAUGCAGUGGAGGAGGCCAGAGGCCUAUGAAGACAUUUUUCUGGACGACUGGCAAUGGGAACUGGCAUUCAAGACCACAGAAGUACCCUGGGAGCAGGCACAGAACAAGGUCUGGGUCAACAAAGAAACAUGGGUGGAAAUUGAGGGCUUCGAGUUCGAGUCUGGCAUAGAGUAUGUGGCAAGAAUUCGCUGCAAAACUCCAGAUGUGAAUAUGCACUACAGAAGCCAGUGGAGUCCGUGGAGUGCCACCACCAAGUGGAAAGUUCCCCCAGGCAACGAGCGGCAGCAGCAUUGGGAAUCCCACCUCCUGAAGCAUGUGUUCAACCCGCUCUUUCUCUGCCUGGGCAUCCUACUGUUCCUGCUCCUGGUACUCACAAUCUUCUGGAGAUCCAAGGGCCAUUGCAGCGCAAACAUCCCCAGCCCAGCAGCUUAUUUCCAGCCCCUUUAUCUCUCACACAGUGGGGAUUUCAAGCGCUGGGUUGGCCUGGCAGAAAAGAGCGGUGGCAACGAGGACAAGGAGAUGCCCUGGGGCCACAGCAAGGGGGGCGAGGAGGAGAAUGCCCCCCCAGCAGGCAUUUCCCGGCUUUCCUUCUGCCAGCCCCCGCCAGAGGCUGAGGCCCUGUCCAAAGAGAGCAGUUGCCCGCCGCCUGAGGUGCCAGACUAUCAAUAUAUGGCCAGCAAACAGAGAGGCCUCGGGGGAGACCUGAAGCAGCCGCAGCCUGAAGCAGAGGCACCCCUUCCCUCUGGGGAAGCAGAGCAGGAGGGCUCUUCUUCUUUGCCAUGCGAGUGGGGCUUCACCUUCCAAAAGCAGGGCCCACUGGAGACGGAGACACCCGCCCUUCUCCUCCUCUUUGGCAGCAAUGAUUACUGCUCCUUGGGAGGUGGCCACAGCCAGCCAGGCUCCAGGCCUGCUGCUGAGCAGCUGCUGCAGAGCAUCUCAGCGUGGGGCCCGGGCCAGGCUGCAAAGGACUCCCCCCAGGCUGUUCUGGGCCCCACUGGCCAUGUCUGACCCCCACCCACAGAUCAAGGCGAGCCCUGUUGCCCUGACCAUGGCUGGGCUGAUGUCUCGAUGGAUGGAUAUUUCCCCAGUGGGGCUGGACAAGAAGACUGUCAGUGUGACUUGAUGGCUGGGAAGGGGGCAUCCCUGGAAGGAAGGAGGCAAGGGGAACAUUUGGGAGCUGUGUUGCAGUGGGAGAGUCAGAGCUGACAGUUGGAGCAUGUGCAGCCGGGUUGGCAGGGGGUAGUGCCUGCUUCUUUCCAGUGAGUUCUGCUUGCAACUGCAAUAAAGUCACACUCAGA